GAAAACGUGAAACUUCCAUCCUCAGUUGGAAAAUACACUUCAAGAAUGAUCCUCUUGAGCCACCAAACUUCUGUGUGACAUUUCGAGAAAGGACUGUCAGAUGUCAGUAACCAGGGACCCUGCUGCCAACAAGAUGGAAAUGGAGAAACCCUUGCAGCUGGUUUGUAACAAGGAUGGGAAGCUGCAACUUAACCCAGAGGCUCUGAAGGUCCUCCAGUCCAUUGAGGAUCCAAUGGUUGUUGUGGCUGUGAUUGGUGCUGCUCGUACAGGGAAGUCCUACCUCAUGAACUGUCUCGCGGGAGACAAGAAGGGGUUCUCAGUGAGUUCAACUGUCCAGUCUCACACCAAAGGAAUCUGGAUGUGGUGUCGAUCCCUCCCUCAGAGACCCAAUGAGGUCCUCCUGUUGUUGGACACCGAGGGUCUGGGAGAUCCUGAGAAGGGAGACAGCCACAAUGAUAAUUCCAUCUACUCACUGGCUAUCCUUCUGAGCAGCGUCUUCAUUUACAAUGGGCAAAAAAACAUAGACCAGAAAUCCCUGCAAGAUCUACAUUUUGUGACUGAACUGUCUAAGCGGAUCCUGAUGAAGUCCCAGACCGAUGGCUGUAACAGUUGGGACUAUGUCCGUUUCUUCCCUGAAUUUGUCUGGGUGAUCCGUGAUUUGACACUGGAAAUGAACAUCAAUGGAAAAGAUGUGACUCUGAAUGAGUACCUGGAGCACAGUCUGAAACUGAAGGACAGUGAGGUCAGUGAGCAGGACAAGAAAAAUAAUGAACUCCGCAGGUGUAUCCGUGAUAAUUUUCCCUCACGUCGCUGCUUUGCAUUUCCCACUCCCGCAUUCCGGAAGAAACUCAAGCAGCUCCAGGAAAUGGAGGAUAAGGAUCUGGAUGAGGAUUUUGUUACGGAGCGACAGAACCUCAUGGAUUACAUUCACACCCACAAGAAAGUCAAGAGAGUUGUUGGGGGUCAGCUGGUCACGGGCAGGAGAUUUGUUGAAUUGACCAAGGCAUAUGUUGGCAUGAUGGAGGAUGGGGUCCUACCGUGUGUGGAGAGCUGUGUCGCCAGAUUAGUGGAGGUGGAAAACCAAGCAGCAGUAGAUGAAGCCCUGAAAUUCUUUGAUACUGAAAUGAAAAAAUUUUCAGAAUCUGGCAGCCUUACUAUGAGCAAACUCAUAGAGAAUUACAAUGCGAGGAGCAUAGAGGCAUUCAAUAUCUUCCACAAAAGAUCUAUGAAUGACAACAGCGGCAAACACAUCCAACAGCUGGAGGAGACGAUGAAUUCCACUUACAAGUCUCUCAUGGCCAAGAUCAAGGAGAAGUCACAAGAGCAAUGCAAGGCUCUUCUAGCAAAAGAAAUGUCAUCAAUUAAAGAAAACCUGGCAUCUGGACAUUACCAGAGUCCUGGUGGUUUCCAAAAGCUAAAGGCAGAACUUGAUAAGGCCAUCGAGCAGUAUGAAGAAAAGACCAAGAACGAGAUGGAGGGGUGGGCUGUCCUCACCCACUUCCUGGAAGAGGAAAAACCUCGUCUAUACCAGGUACAGAAGAUGCACAGUGGGAUGAUGGAGGAACAAAUGUGUGUCUCUGCUUUUGAAGAGGAGCUCUCAAGGGUGAAUCAUGAGAAGGAGAAGAUGGAGCAGGAGAGGAAGGCUGCUGAGGAACAAAGGAUUAAGAAGAUCAUGGAGCAGAUCAGGGAAAGGUUUGAGGAGGGUAAAGAGUGCAGUAUGGAGGAGCUGAAGGAAGCCAUGGAGCAUGCAAGGAGUGAGAUGGAGAAAUACAAAGCUGAGGGCAGGAUGGAGCAUGCAGAAAGGGCUCAGCAGAUAUACGACUACCUGGGGAAGAAAUAUGAAGAGGCAUCAAAAUGGAGUUUCAUGAAAUUCAUAAGGGAGAGUGCUGCUGAGCUCAGACUGUGGUGGGAAAUCACAGGCUAG
Mobula hypostoma (lesser devil ray) is the source of this 1924-nucleotide messenger RNA. Its product is annotated as guanylate-binding protein 1-like. Bases 101 to 1924 code for a protein of 607 amino acids. The record is from RefSeq and is a predicted model, not a curated record. The transcript has 10 exons. NCBI's taxonomy places the organism in Eukaryota, Metazoa, Chordata, Chondrichthyes, Myliobatiformes, Myliobatidae. Gene Ontology annotation, molecular function: GTP binding; GTPase activity.